AUGGAUUCUUCGCAAUUUAGACAGGCUGCGCAUGCGGCUAUCGAUCAAAUCGUCGAUUAUUACGAUAACAUUCGCGAUAGAAGAGUACUCUCCGAUGUCGAGCCCGGGUAUCUCCGUCAACUACUCCCACAGGGAAUCCCAGAGACCGGUGAGAAAUGGGAAGAUAUCCAAAAGGAUAUUGAGGCAAAGAUCAUGCCUGGGAUGACACAUUGGCAAUCUCCCAACUUCCUCGCAUUCUUCCCAUCCAACUCGUCUUUCCCCGGUAUCUUGGGUGACAUGUACUCCGCUGCAUUCUCAUGUGCUGCCUUCAACUGGCAAUGUUCACCCGCAGUCACAGAGCUGGAAACAAUCGUCCUAGACAAUGUUGCCAAAUUAAUCAACCUGCCAGAAGAAUACCACUCCACCAGCGAAGGCGGUGGUGUAAUCCACGGCACAGCAUCAGAAGCCAUUGUUACGGUUAUAGUAGCGGCACGGGACAGAUACAUUGCCAGAAGCAAGGAAAGAUGGGCAGAAGAAGGUCUUAGUGAAGAUGAAAUUGAAGAUAAAGUGUGUACGUUAAGAGGGAGGAUGGUAGCGUUAGGGAGUGACCAGGCGCACAGUUCUACGAAGAAAGGGGCGAUUAUUGCGGGUGUUAGGUUUCAGACUAUCGAAACCAAGAUUGGAGACUAUGCCCUCAAUGGCGAGUUAGUGAAGCAAAAGAUCGAGGAUUUAGAAAGUAAAGGCUUAGUGCCGUUUUAUAUCACUGUUACUCUCGGAACGACCCCAACGUGCGCAACCGACGACUUCGCCUCUAUCUCCGCCACCCUCUCAACAUACCACACCACCCACCCCACUACUCCCAAAAUCUGGGCUCACAUUGACGCCGCCUACGCCGGUGCAGCUCUAGUAUUACCAGAAUACUCCCACAUCCCCAGCAUCUUCCCCACUUUCGCCGAUUCCUUCGACUUCAACAUGCAUAAAUGGUUACUCACCAACUUCGACUGCAGCUGUCUAUACGUCAAACGUCGUCGAGACCUUAUCGACGCCCUAAGUAUUACCCCGGCCUACCUACGUAACGAAUACAGUGACCGCGGGUUAGUCACCGACUACAGAGACUGGCAAAUCCCAUUGGGUAGGAGGUUUAGAAGUCUUAAAGCGUGGUUCGUGACUCGUACUUUCGGAGUCGAAGGACUUAGAGCACAUGUUAGAAAUGGCAUCGCAGGUGGUGAAGCCUUUACGCAGUUAUUGGAGGCUGAUAAAGAGCGGUAUGAACUUGUUUCAAAACCUGCGUUCGCGUUAAACGUAUUCCGUGUGAAUCCUCCACCAAAGCUAGCAAAGGAAGUUGAGAAUGAUAAAAAGGAGUUUGAGAGGAGGUGUAAUGAGGUUACGAGGAAGGUUGGGGAUAGGGUUAAUAAGGAAGGGAAAAUAUUUAUUACGCAGACGGUUUUGGGGAAAGGCGAGGAGGCUAUUACGGCUAUUAGAGUUGUGGGUGGAGCGCCGGCGGUACAGGUUCAGGAUUUGAGGAAUGCUUUUGCAAUUAUUACAGAGGUUGUGGAUAGGGUUUGGGAGGAGGAGGUUAGGGAGCACGAGGCGGGGGCGAGGGAGCAGGUUGAAUUGCAGGCGGUUUAA
Messenger RNA from Orbilia oligospora ATCC 24927, 1608 nucleotides. RefSeq lists its product as uncharacterized. Gene Ontology annotation, biological process: amino acid metabolic process. Gene Ontology annotation, molecular function: pyridoxal phosphate binding; carboxy-lyase activity. NCBI's taxonomy places the organism in Eukaryota, Fungi, Ascomycota, Orbiliomycetes, Orbiliales, Orbiliaceae. The transcript is spliced from 4 exons. The record is from RefSeq and is a predicted model, not a curated record. The coding region runs from base 1 to 1608 and encodes 535 amino acids.